Messenger RNA from Racocetra persica, 705 nucleotides. The record is from the annotation of a GenBank genome assembly. Lineage: Eukaryota; Fungi; Glomeromycota; Glomeromycetes; Diversisporales; Gigasporaceae.
AUGAUGGUUGACAACAUAAACGUAAAUCCCGAGGAACAUUAUAACCCUAAUACUACUCAGCAGUUUACGAUUAACGAAGAUUUAAAUGACUCCAGACAAUUAAAUUUAAAAGAUGCAAUUAUAUACUUAAAUCAACAAUUAAACGCUUGCGGCUAUCAUUCUUCUUUAGAUUUUUUUAAUAAUAAUGAUGAAAAAUCUGUUACCAAAAUUGUUGAUUGCAUAUCCGCGUUAUUACAGCAACAACAAAAAGAUGCUGCGUAUCGAGAAGAAAUGCACGAUCAGCAUCAAAAAUUGCAAAGUGAUUAUGAAUUGUUGACAUUUACCAUAAAAACUUUAAAAACGAGAGCAGAGUUAAGCGAACGUGAAGUAGAUACUUUGAGAGCUAAAUUAAUUAAAACGGAAGACCAAUUACUUUCUGAAUCCGAAAGACAUCGGUCAACAAAAGAUGAAUUAAUUAAAACGAAAGCUAAUUUGCAAAAUGUCAAAUCGCAAGCUAUGCAUGACAUUAGAAAACGCGAUACGGAAUACACUAGAUUUAAAGAGAAAAUGCAAAAAGUUCUAAAUGAUAAAUAUUCCAUGUGUGGACCUCAGGGUGUAAACCCACCACGGAAACAAUUAACGAGAAACAUGAAUUAUGCCGCUUCAUUCAUUAGUUCUGACGUUGACGUUCCUAUUUUAUUUGGUGGUUUGAGUCAUAUGGAAAAA